GAAAAGGCUUAAAUAGACUAAUUAGUCUUAAUAGAUUAAUUAAAGGCUCCUAUUAUCUAGCUUAUAAGAAGCUAAAGCUAGUAAAAUACUAUAUAAAUAUAUUAAAUAAUUAA
This is a messenger RNA of Fusarium pseudograminearum CS3096, 113 nucleotides long. RefSeq lists its product as uncharacterized. The transcript is spliced from 10 exons. The annotation marks the transcript as partial. The record is from RefSeq and is a predicted model, not a curated record. Lineage: Eukaryota; Fungi; Ascomycota; Sordariomycetes; Hypocreales; Nectriaceae.